Naegleria fowleri is the source of this 1053-nucleotide messenger RNA. RefSeq lists its product as uncharacterized. Lineage: Eukaryota; Heterolobosea; Eutetramitea; Acrasida; Naegleriidae. The transcript has a single exon. The record is from RefSeq and is a predicted model, not a curated record. The coding region runs from base 1 to 1053 and encodes 350 amino acids.
AUGUCCUCUUCAACAACCACCGCUGAAAGUAUCCAUCAAUCAUCAUCAGAGCAUGCCCCUCCUGAGAACAUUGAAAUGUUUCCUGUGAGUAAUGGUCUUCCAACCGAUCAAAUAGAGUUCUCUCUGGUUCAAAUUCCUUUACCGACGACCCCGACUCUAAAUCCUUCAAAGGCCAGUCUUUUCGAAACGGCCACCACAGAUGAGUCUCGUUCCAUCCAUUAUUCAUCCUUAAUUGUGCCCAAAUUGAGUACCUCCUCUUCCAUGACUCCUCCCCACCUUCAAUCUUCAUGUGUGGACAUUCCGAAUUCACGAUCUGGUUACACCACUCCUCCCUCUUCCUUGUUAUUCUCUUCAUCAUUGAUUGCAACCACAUCAGCAUCAGCAACUCCCACCGCGGAUGGGGAAACUCCUUCCUACUCAUCCCUUGGUCAUAUUCCUUUCACAUCAACCUCCAUAACACUAAAGCCACAGGAAAAAGCCUCAGCUUCUCUCCCAUCUCAACCGGCCAAUGAAAAUCCCCAAAAACCCUCUCGAGCUAGUCCCAUUCCUAAAAUGCUUCUUCCUCCUGAUUCGCAUUCGUCGACUAGUAUGAAUACUGCACUAGCAAGCAUUGCACUCGAUCUGCCCAGCAGCCAUGACCUCCUUCCUCACCAGAAUUUCCAACAAGAAAUUCCUUCCCAGGCAGACAAUGACCAUGCUCUUCCAAACACCUCUCCUUUCCAUAAAACAUCCUCUUCCUAUAAUCGUUCACAACAGACCCAACAACAAGUCCAGCAGAAGAAUGAUGAGGAAGAAGUCACUGCCAAACAAAGCUUUCUAAUCUCUAUCAUUGGAUGUCUGGUGUUAAACAUGUUGGGACUCGGAUUGCUUUGCUCAUGUGUUGCAUUCUAUCCACUGUUGAAAUACAAAGCUUCUCCUAACAAGAAGGCAAGAAGGUAUGGCAAUAUGGGGUUAGCCUGUUUCAUAACAAUUUUUGUUAUUAAUGCUGUGAUUGUGACAGGAUUGGUUGUUGCUGUAGUAUUAUUAGUGAUCGAAAUUUUUCUCCUCCCAUGA